Messenger RNA from Indicator indicator, 1752 nucleotides. It is a transcript of the gene FZD9, whose product is annotated as frizzled class receptor 9. Gene Ontology annotation, molecular function: Wnt receptor activity; Wnt-protein binding. NCBI's taxonomy places the organism in Eukaryota, Metazoa, Chordata, Aves, Piciformes, Indicatoridae. Gene Ontology annotation, cellular component: plasma membrane. Bases 1 to 1752 code for a protein of 583 amino acids. Gene Ontology annotation, biological process: canonical Wnt signaling pathway; non-canonical Wnt signaling pathway. The record is from RefSeq and is a predicted model, not a curated record. The transcript has a single exon.
AUGGCGGCGGUGCGGCUGCGGCUGGCCCUGUCGGUGCUGUGGCAGCUGGCGGCGGCCGGGCGAGGGUUGGAGCUGGCGGGGCUGGAAGGGCCGCGGGGGCGGGCGGCUCGGUGCCAGCCCGUCGACAUCCCCAUGUGCCGGGGCAUCGGCUACAACCUGACCCGCAUGCCCAACCUGCUGGGCCACGAGAGCCAGCGCGAAGCCGCCCUCAAGCUGCACGAGUUCGCCCCGCUGGUGGAGUACGGCUGCCACGUCCACCUGCGCUUCUUCCUCUGCUCGCUCUAUGCGCCCAUGUGCACCGACCAGGUGAGCGCCAGCAUCCCUGCCUGCCGCCCCAUGUGCGAGCAGGCCCGCCACAAGUGCGUCCCCAUCAUGGAGCAGUUCAAUUUCGGCUGGCCUGAGUCCCUCGACUGCGGCAAGCUGCCCACCAAGAACGACCCCAACGCCCUUUGCAUGGAGGCUCCUGAGAACGCCUCGGCCGCCGAGCCCCACAAGGGGCAGGGCAUGCUGCCCGUGGCCCCCCGGCCCUGGCCACCGGGCACUGUCGAGGGGCGGGGGCCGAACGGUCUGGUGGCCUGCGACAACCCUGAGAAGUUCCAGUACGUGGAGAAGAGCCUCUCCUGCGCACCCAGGUGCUCCCCUGGGGUGGAUGUCUACUGGUCCCGGGAGGACAAGGACUUUGCCUUCAUCUGGAUGGCCGUCUGGUCCACCCUCUGCUUCGUCUCCACUGCCUUCACCGUCCUCACCUUCCUGCUGGACCCCCACCGGUUCCAGUACCCCGAGAGGCCCAUCAUCUUCCUCUCCAUGUGCUACAACGUCUACUCUGUGGCCUUCAUCAUCCGUUCAGUGGCAGGGGCUGAGAACAUUGCCUGUGACCGGGAGAACGGUGAGCUCUACAUCAUCCAGGAGGGGCUGGAGAGCACAGGCUGCACCAUCGUCUUCCUCAUCCUCUACUACUUUGGCAUGGCCAGCUCACUCUGGUGGGUUGUCCUCACGCUCACCUGGUUCCUGGCCGCCGGGAAGAAGUGGGGACAUGAGGCCAUCGAGGCCCACAGCAGCUACUUCCACAUGGCCGCCUGGGGCAUCCCGGCCAUGAAGACCAUCGUCAUCCUCACCAUGCGGAAGGUGGCGGGGGAUGAGCUCACAGGGCUGUGCUAUGUGGGGAGCAUGGACGUCAGUGCCCUGACCGGCUUUGUCCUCAUCCCCCUCUCCUGCUACCUGGUCGUCGGCACCUCCUUCAUCCUCACAGGCUUCGUCGCCCUCUUCCACAUCCGGAAGAUCAUGAAGACAGGUGGCACCAACACGGAGAAGCUGGAGAAGCUGAUGGUGAAAAUCGGGGUCUUCUCUAUCCUCUACACCGUCCCGGCCACUUGUGUCAUCAUCUGCUACUUCUAUGAGCGGCUGAACGUGGAUUACUGGAACCUCAGGGCCCUGGAGCAGGGCUGCCUGCACCUCCCUGGCCGACGUGCCGCCAACUGCUCCUUGGACGCCUCGGUGCCCACCGUGGCCGUCUUUAUGCUAAAGAUUUUCAUGUCCCUGGUGGUGGGCAUCACCAGCGGGGUGUGGGUGUGGAGCUCCAAGACGCUGCAGACCUGGCAGAGCCUUUGCAACAGAAAGCUGGGCGUGAGGACGAGGGGCAAGCCCUGCAGCGGGGUGAGCUGUGGCGGGGUGCACUGCCACUACAAAGCCCCCACGGUCAUGCUGCACAUGACCAAGACGGACCCAUACCUGGACAACCCCACACACGUCUAG